Molecule: messenger RNA, 612 nt
Organism: Closterium sp. NIES-65
Lineage: Eukaryota; Viridiplantae; Streptophyta; Zygnematophyceae; Desmidiales; Closteriaceae
Source: the annotation of a GenBank genome assembly
AUGCUGCUUGCAAGCAAAUGCCCGGCCCUCGCCAAACCACCAGCUUUCCGCAAGUGGCCGUCGCUGGUGUCCCCGCUUGGGGAGGGAGUGGCAGGAAGGGAAGGGGAAGCAAUACCGGGACCUGCGGAACAGACUCCCCGAGGAGGCGCGGGAGCUGCUAGGGGAGCCGGACGGUAUGCUAGGGGAUUGCUUUGCUGCUUCAUCAUGUAUGGCUUGUACCCCUUUAUAUAUAAUAAAGGACCGCCUGAGAGAGAGAGAGAGAGAGAGAGAGAGAGAGAGAGAGAGAGAGAGAGAGAGAGAGAGAGAGAGAGAGAGAGAGAGAGAGAGCGAGAGAGAGCGAGAGAGAGAGAGAGAGAGAGGGAGAAAGAAAGAGAGAAAGAGAAAGAACGAGAUACAACAUGGUGGGCACGCAUGUCCAUGAUUCUACGCACCAGCCCCCAUGAACUACGAGUAAGAGAGAGCAUGAAAGAGAGAGGGAGAGGGAGAGAGCAAGAGAGAGAGAGAGAGAUGAGAGAGAGAGAGAGAGAGAGAGAGAGAAGAGAGAGAGAGAGGGGAGAGAGAGGGGAGAGAGAGAGAGAGAGAGAAAGAAAGAGAGAGAACGAGAGAGAAUAA